UAUGAUCCCACCUGCAAGUCUCCCAGGGAGGCAGUUUCUAUGGCCAGGUGAUGUUCCAAGGAGGCUGUAAUUUCAUAAACCUACCAAGAAGAUUGACGUGGGAGGCUCCUUAAUUUAAGUCCUGGAAGGCUUUUUCUAUUUUCUUUGGGAAGUGUGUGAAUAAUUGCAGUGCGGCUUUGCGUCCAAAACUGGACAGUGAAUCAAACAACAACGUCGACAACAACAGCUCUUAUCCGGGCCACCAUGGAGUUUCUUGAAAGAACUUCCCUGGUGAAUGACAAAGCCCCUAAGAUGUACGCCUUCACACUAGACAGUGCGGAACUCCAACAGAAACCUGUGAAUAAAGAUCAAUGUCCUGGAGAGAAGCCAGAGGCACCUGAGGCAGGAGGCAUUUAUCACUGCCACAGCAACUCCAAGGCCACGGAGAGCAGGGUGAAGGAGCAAGCGCACGCCAAGUGGAAACUCUGCGCGGCCUCGGCAAUAUGCUUCAUCUUCAUGAUUGCGGAGUUCGUGGGUGGGCACAUUGCUGGGAGUCUUGCUGUCGUCACGGAUGCUGCCCAUCUCUUAAUUGACCUGACCAGUUUCCUGCUCAGUCUCUUUUCCUUGUGGUUGUCAUCAAGGCCCCCCUCUAAGCAGCUGACGUUUGGGUGGCAUCGAGCAGAGAUCCUUGGUGCCCUGCUGUCUAUCCUUUGCAUCUGGGUGGUGACUGGUGUGCUGGUGUACCUAGCCUGUGAGCGCCUGCUGUACACUGACUACCAGAUCCAGGCGACCGUGAUGAUCGUCGUUUCGGGCUGCGCAGUUGUGGCCAAUAUUAUACUAGCUGUGGUUUUGCACCAGAGACACCUUGUCCACAAUCACAAUGAAGUACAAGCUAAUGCCAGUGUCAGAGCAGCUUUUGUGCAUGCCCUUGGAGAUGUAUUUCAGAGCAUCAGUGUGUUAAUCAGUGCUCUUAUUAUCUACUUUAAGCCAGACUACAAAAUAGCUGACCCAAUCUGCACAUUUAUCUUCUCCAUUCUGGUGCUGGCCAGCACUGUCAUGAUCUUAAAGGACUUCUUCAUCUUACUUAUGGAAGGUGUACCAAAGGACCUGAAUUACAAUGUUGUGAAAGAGCUCAUCCUGGCAGUCGAUGGCGUUGUCUCUGUGCACAGCCUGCACAUCUGGUCUCUAACAACGAACCAAGUGAUUCUCUCUGUUCAUGUUGCCACAGCAGCCAGCCGGGACAGCCAGAUUGUCCAGAGAGGAAUUGCUAGAGCUCUCAGCAAUAGCUUUCCUGUGCAUUCACUCACGAUUCAGGUGGAGUCUCCAGUCGACCAGGACCCUGCCUGCCUUUUCUGUGAAGACCCUCGGGACUAAUUCAGUCACACUGUCAGCUUCCUCUGUUUGAUAGACCACAACAUGCUGAAACAUCAGAAAUAAGUAACCAAAGGAAGAAUUUUGAGAAAGUCACGAUACAGUGUAAUGCACGUUUUAUUCUGAAGAUGCAUAUAGAUCCAUCCGUCAAUUGGCUUUUAUACUCACGAGUAGCAGUGUUCAAUUAUAGGAAGGGUGUAAAGGUUAUUCUUAACUGGCACCAAGAUAACAGCUGUUUGUAACCACUGGCAAUAAAAGUUUUACCUCCCUCCAAUAAAGCAUCCUGAAAAUGAGUAGGUAAAUAUGAAUUGAAGAAAAUCUUAUCUCUUCAGUGGAAGAGACAAAUAGCCACAAAAUUCCCCCCAAACCUCAGGGGUAAAAGGGAAUCUAGAGUCAUUAGAAUUUGAUUUGUCCAUCAUCCUUAGCUAAGAUGACCUGGGCAAACAUCUUCUGCUCCCAUCAACAUCACAACUAAAUGGGGUAGAAAUUCCCUCUGUCUGUUAGUCUUGGAUACAAAUUAUGUUGUUAUGUGUCUGAAACUGUUGAAUUGUAUUUUACUUUUCUGCAUAGAAGUCCUGGGCAAAAGAAAAAUUGUGAAAUUACUGAUUUUUGAGUGUUUUCAUGUCGUAUGACUUAAUAAUGCAAGAAAAUGAGGAGACACAGAGAGGGAGAGUACUUGCCCAGGUCACAUGGAAGGUAAUUUGGUUAAGAAUUAAGAUCAUAACUUUCAGAUUUUGAAAAAUAUUGAUGGACUGCUAACUAUUAUUCAAUUAUUAUAUGAACUAUUUAGAUAUAUGUAUGUCCAUUGUUAAUUUUUUCCUAACAAUAAUUUUGACAAGUUGGAAUAAAUGCCAUUAUUGUAUUAAAAAGACACAAGACUCAAAAAUGUUAAGCAACUUUCUAAUGUUAUUUAUGCAUUCAUUCAAAAAAUAGUUUUUUUAUGUUUGCUAUGAGCUGAGACAUUGGUGAAUGUCUGUUUUCUAUUGCUAUAACUAAAUUACACAGACUGGGUAGUUUAUAGAGAUAAGAGAUUUAUAUGAUUCACGGCUCUGAAGACAGGGAAGUUUGAAGUCGGGUGAGUACAUAUGGUGAGAUCCUUCUGCUGGCAGGAGCUCUCUGCAGAGUCCCAAGGCAAUAAGGGCAUCACAAUGGAGAGGUGAUGAGCCUCCUAGCUCUGCUCUCUUCUCCUCUUAUAAAGUCAUAGUCUCAUUAGAUUAGGGUUCCACAUGUCUGGUCUCAUUUUAACCUUAAUUCUCUCCCAAAAGUUUCACCUCUAAAUACCACGGUUGGAUUAAGAUCUCACAAGAAGGAUUCAACUUCAACAAGAGUUUCGGUGGGGGCUGUUCAAACAUAGCUGUGACUUUUGCCCUCAAACAAUUCUUUUUCUUUUGUGGGGGAGAUAGCCAUUGCAUGGAUAAACACACCCAGGAGCAUAUUACAGGGAGCUGCAAUGAAAUGAAAGAAGAGAGAAUUAUGUAGAUUGAGGAAAGUCAACAGUUUCUCUGAGGAAAUAGCAUCUAAAUUGAGAGCUGAAUAAAAAACAUAGGUACUAUUAAAGUCAAUUAUAAGAGGAAACAUGUUCUAGAAGAAGAAAGAUAUGAACAGACCCCCUGAAGAACUUGGUGCAUUGUGGACCUGAGAAAGGCCCUUGUAGCCAAAGGGUACACUAGAGAAGGGAGUGAGUUAAAAAAAAAAACAUGAAGGACAUGAAGCAGGAGAGAUAAGUAAGGCCAGGUCAGAAAGUGGCUGGAUCUAUUUUGUCCUAAAGCCCAUCCAUACUUUCUUUGAACACUUUUUUUCUGUUUUUGUUUUGUUUUGUUUCCGACCUAUAAAUCGAUGCCAACAAUUAGUCAUUGCUUCAGAAGUGCGUGAAAAAUAUGUAUGAUUGUACAUUCUUCAAAAGGAUGGGAUAAAUAAAAUGUUAAAUGUACAAGCUAA
This is a messenger RNA of Marmota monax (woodchuck), 3288 nucleotides long. It is a transcript of the gene Slc30a8, whose product is annotated as solute carrier family 30 member 8. The transcript is spliced from 8 exons. Gene Ontology annotation, molecular function: zinc ion transmembrane transporter activity. NCBI's taxonomy places the organism in Eukaryota, Metazoa, Chordata, Mammalia, Rodentia, Sciuridae. Gene Ontology annotation, biological process: response to glucose; zinc ion transmembrane transport; response to zinc ion. The record is from RefSeq and is a predicted model, not a curated record. The coding region runs from base 244 to 1353 and encodes 369 amino acids. Gene Ontology annotation, cellular component: plasma membrane.